Messenger RNA from Aspergillus puulaauensis, 981 nucleotides. Its product is annotated as putative JmjC domain protein. The coding region runs from base 1 to 981 and encodes 326 amino acids. Gene Ontology annotation, molecular function: 2-oxoglutarate-dependent dioxygenase activity. Lineage: Eukaryota; Fungi; Ascomycota; Eurotiomycetes; Eurotiales; Aspergillaceae. The record is from RefSeq and is a predicted model, not a curated record. The transcript has 2 exons.
AUGAAAUCCCAGAAAUGGUUCAUGUGCAAUAACCCACGGGUCCAAUCCCAAUGGCUCUCCGAAAUCUUCCCUCGUUUCGCUUAUUCUAGGCGCGACAGUUCUUUCGCACGGCCCCAAUACAAAUCCCUCGCCGUUCUCGAAGGUGACAACAUAGAUACAUUUCGCGAGGGAUUUUUCCUCCCUGAAAAGCCCGUGAUUCUUCCCCGUCAAUCCUUUCGCGAUAUCCCCGCGUACGAGCGUUGGUUCCACCACUCGCCGACCAAGCCGAACACCUCGCAGCUGAAUACCAAAUACCUCUCAGCCCAUGGCGCAGACGCUCUAGUUCCACUCGAGCUCACACAGGCACAAUUUCAAACUCCGCAGUGCAAUGACCUAGAAGACGACUCAAAUCUCAGCUUCCGCAAAUUCCACGCGCCGCUCAGCCUGUUCCUCCAGUGGAUUCGCGAAGCCGAAUCGCAGUCCGAGUCCCCGUCGCGCCUUUACCUAGCGCAGUGCCAACUGCUUGAUCUACCUAAGGUCCUCCGCGACGAUUUCCCGACUCCUUCUAUUGUGGCGAAAGCCGGUAAGGGUGAUUUGUACGAUACGAAUGUGUGGAUUGGACACCCGCCGACCUAUACACCUCUACAUCGAGACCCGAACCCCAAUCUAUUUGUCCAGCUUGCUGGGCGGAAGAUUGUGCGAUUGCUAGCUCCGCGGGAUGGACAGGUCGUUUUCUCUCAUGUCCGGGGACAACUCGGCCGGAGCGGGAGCCGGGAGGCGGCAGCAUUCCGGGGCGAAGAGAUGAUGCAAGGCCGCGAAAGAGCUUUACUCGAGCAGGCCGUUUGGGAUGAUGCGGAAAGCAAGAAAAUGGAGCGGGCGUAUGAAGGGUUCGAAGCGGAGCUGGAGGCUGGUGAUGGGUUAUUCAUUCCUAGGGGGUGGUGGCAUAGUAUUAAGGGAAUGGGGGAGAGUGUCACGGCUUCGGUCAAUUGGUGGUUCCGUUAG